Elaeis guineensis (African oil palm) is the source of this 2108-nucleotide messenger RNA. Its product is annotated as serine/threonine-protein kinase ATG1t. Lineage: Eukaryota; Viridiplantae; Streptophyta; Magnoliopsida; Arecales; Arecaceae. Gene Ontology annotation, biological process: autophagosome assembly; regulation of autophagy; peptidyl-serine phosphorylation. Gene Ontology annotation, cellular component: cytosol; phagophore assembly site; autophagosome. Gene Ontology annotation, molecular function: protein serine/threonine kinase activity; ATP binding. The record is from RefSeq and is a predicted model, not a curated record.
CUGUUUGGAUAGUUCUCUUGGGACUUACAAAAUGCCUAAGAUUCCAAAAAUCGUAGGAGGGAAGAUGGAUCGAAUCCAUCUUCUAUUCAAUUAAUAUCUAUAUUUACAUUAAUAUUUAUCAAAAAUAAAUAAAUAUAGACGUAGAUAGAUAAAUCUGAUCGGAUAUUUUGGUUCUGUUCGUACGUCUAUUUAAUUUUGUAUAAUAUUUUUAAAUUUAACAAAAUAAUUAUUUGAUCUAUAUAAAUUCUUAUAUUUGAAUUAAUAUUUGCAUCAACGUCUAUAUUAAUUUUAAUAUAGUUAUGAUAUCAUUGAUAUCCAUAUUUAAUCCCGAUUUCAGACCCACCAGUCGGUUGUCUUGGGAGGACGGUGAUGACGUGUAGCACGGAGAGGGGAACAGGACGACGGGGAGCGAGGGAGGGAUGACGGAGGAGCGGCCACCGCCAGGCAUCGCCGGCGACGGGGACUACGAGGUGAGGGGGAGGCUGGGAGGGGAAGGGCCGUUCUCGGUCGUGUGGAAGGCGGUCCACCGAUCGAGCGGCCAGGACGUGGUCUUGAAGCAGGUCCGCCUCUCCGGGCUCACCAGGAGCCUGAGGGAGUGCCUCGAUUGCGAGAUCAAGUUCUUGGCCAGCGUCUGCCAUCCCAACAUCAUCCGCCUCUUUGAUGUCUUCCAGGUUGAUGGAUGCAUAUUCCUUGUCUUGGAGUUCUGUCAAGGAGGAAAUUUAGCCACUUACAUUAAGCAAAAAGGGAGGGUGCAUGAAAAUGCUGUCAGAAAAUUCAUGAAGCAGAUAGUUCAUUUAUCUUCAUAUUGCAGGAGCAGGUUUGGAGGUAAUGCAUGCUCACCACAUAAUCCAUCGGGACUUGAAACCGGAGUGGAGCAGAAUAUUCUACUUUCUACUCCCAGCAAUGACGCUGUGCUAAAGAUAUCUGAUUUUGGUCUAUCAAGAGUUGUUCAUCCCGGUGAGUUUGCAGACUCAGUUUGUGGAACACCUUUCUACAUGGCUCCAGAGGUUAUGCAAUUUCAAAAGUAUGAUGACAAGGUAGAUAUGUGGAGUAUUGGUGCAAUUUUCUUUGAGCUUUUGAAUGGGUAUCCACCUUUUCGUGGCAAAAACAAUGUUCAGCUGCUAAAAAGUAUAAAAGAUAGUACAUCCUUGCCAUUUUCACAGCUCCUCCCCAGCUUGCAUCCUGACUCUAUUGAUAUGUGUACUAGUCUUUUGUGCAAAAACCCAGGGAAACGCUUGUCAUUUGAUGAGUUCUAUCAUCACAAAUUCUUGAGAAGAUGAGUAGUUUGUUUAGAAAAUAGACUAUCUAUGAGCUUAGGAGAUGAGUCUCACAAACUGAAUUUGACUUCCUUAGGUUAUUUAUUUCAUGUAUUUAGUUGUAAAGCCAACAGGUCUUCAGCUAACUGUUCAGCUUAAUCAAGCUGUAUGCUGGCGUUUUAUAUCUUUGGACUGUGGCAUUGUCCUCCUUUGGAUCUGUCUUGAGCUUGUCUUGUUUCAGCCUGCAAAAAAUUUGAAGCUUUUUACCAUCAGUCCUGCUGGCAGUGGCUGACAUCAUGAGGCAGCAGUGAUAAUGAAAUUUGAAUGCUCUGAUCCGUUGCUGGCUGCAUUUUAGUUCAUCGUGUGUUGGAGAUUGAUGAAGCUUCAAUAAGGGAUAUUCUGUUUAGGGAAGGAUAUUCUCCAGCUUUAAUUGAGGGGUUUCUUCAAUAGUAUGCACCUGGUUUCGAGCACGCAGGCUACUCGGUCAAAGAUGAACUUAAUACCUAGUCAAUUUCAUCCUUUCCAAAAUCAAACAAGUCUAAUUCAUUCCCCUACUCCAGCUGAAAUGAAGCAUUGGCUCUAUCCUAGGCAUAAGGAUGCAUCCAGCUUUCUGAAGAUAUGCUGAUCUUGGAGUUCUGUCAGACUGUCACUGUAUAAGCUGUUGUACAUAAGAUGAAUCUGUUAGUAUAUUUGCACGCAUUGCACUUUUUGUUAGGAUUUUAACUUCAAAGUGAUUUUUACUGUGUUGUUCAGUGCAUAGCUACAAGUUUCAUGAGUGUAAAUCAUGAUUCCGUUGUCAGUAACUAAUGCAGAAACUUCAACCAAAUUAGACUCUUUUUUUUUGGUCCAUUA